CGUUCCGACAAGAAACAUUAUUCAAACAACAAUAACAGAGUACACUUGUGUUGUAAAUAAAAAUAUAGUUUUAUUUAAAAAAAUGUUAUCAAGUAUGAAAAUAAAUGGAGAGUUAUUAAAAAAAGUAUUAGAUACGCGGCCCAUGUAUUCCUUGUUAAGGAACUAUUCGCAAAAUGUGGAGGAUAUUUUGCGCCUGGAUGGGAAUGGGGAGAAGUACAACUUCAAGGAGAAGUACAGAGUUCUGGACGAGAAGGAUUAUGCCAGAUUCUUCAGUAAGAGGUCUUUGAAACGGGAACCAGCAUUGACCAGAUCAUUGACAUCGAUGGUGUACAAAAUUGGCAAACAGAUGAUAUCUUUAGCUGAAGGAAUGCCAAACGAAGGCAUCUUUCCUUUUGACCGACUCCAAAUGACCAUGAAGAACGGUAACACGAUGGUGCUUGAUGGAAAUGAGCUGGCAAUGGCGUUGCAGUACUUGCCUUCGCAGGGUCUUCCUAGCCUUCUCAAACUUCUACGCGAGUUUCAAGAAGAUCUUCACCGACCUCCAUCACUAGACCGUGACGUUUUAAUCACUAAUGGAGCCCAGCAUGGCAUCUACCAGUGCAUAGACAUGUUAGUAGACCCUGGAGAUCCCGUCAUCACAACGGAAUACACUUUUACCGGAUACAAUAGUGCACUUCGUCCCUACGAUCCUGAAGUCCUAGCGAUCCCUGAAGAUGAAGACGGAUUAAUUCCCGAAACUUUAGAAUCAGUUUUAGAGGAGAGGCUUUCCCGGGGAUUAAAAAUGCCCCGUGUUUUGUAUCUGAUUCCAACAGGAAAUAAUCCUACUGGGACCAUAAUCUCCGCUGCUAGAAGACGGAAGAUAUAUGAGCUGGCCUGCCGAUAUGACUUUCUUAUUAUAGAGGACGAUCCUUAUGCAUUUUUGAAUUACUCUAAUGUGAAACCUCCAUCAUUUUUAUCAAUGGACCAGUGCGGGCGUGUUAUUCGCCUGGACUCUGUAUCGAAAGUGGUUUGUGCGGGACUCCGCGGUGCGUGGAUGACUGCACCCGCUCCGUUUAUUGAAAGAGCAGAGAGACACUCGCAGGCCGAGCUACUGCAUCCAUGUACACUAUCACAGGUAAUAAUACAACGGCUGUUAUCCGAGCGAAGUGACUUGGCUGCCCACAUUCAUUCAGCAAAAUCCUUCUAUGAACAGCGUUGUGGAGCAUUAGGUGACGCAUUACGAGGCCUAUCCCACCUUGCACAAUGGUCACAACCAAAAGCUGGACUCUUCUAUUGGUUAAGGCUUCAAGGCAUCAGCGAUGUGUAUAACAUGACAUUCCGCACUGCCAUUGAACAUGGUCUGAUGCUGUGUCCGGGACAGGCUUUUCAAUAUGACCACAGCGCUCCCUCACAACAUUUGAGGCUUACUUUUACAAGAAUUAAACUCGAAGACAUUAAUACCGCCGUGCGCCGCUUAGCGGAUGUUAUUGACAUCGAACAGAAAUUGGAACUAGAAAGACUUCCACAAAGAUGGGCUACUGAACGAUAGGUGGCGCUUAUCACAGUAGUUUAUACAAACUUUAUUCUUCGAUUAUAAAGAGUACUAUAUUAGUUAUAGUACGGUACUUAAAUCUUUUAACUAGUAUUUAUAUUUUUUUUACUAUCGGGUAUUUACAAUAUUUUAUUGAACAAUCUUAACAAUGUUUUCAUUAUCUCUGCUAUCUGUUGAUAGAUGACGUAACUACAGAAACUACUAUUUUAGUAAUAAGUUAGUUUUAAUAAUUAGUUGACGCUAGAAAUGUAAUUAAUAAUUAC
Molecule: messenger RNA, 1794 nt
Organism: Pieris rapae (cabbage white)
Lineage: Eukaryota; Metazoa; Arthropoda; Insecta; Lepidoptera; Pieridae
Product: kynurenine/alpha-aminoadipate aminotransferase, mitochondrial
Exons: 7
Coding region: 83-1528 (481 amino acids)
Biological process (GO): biosynthetic process
Molecular function (GO): L-kynurenine:2-oxoglutarate transaminase activity; pyridoxal phosphate binding
Source: RefSeq, a predicted model, not a curated record